AUGAAUGAUAAAAUCAACGAUCGACAGACUUUGAAGGCUCUUCUUCCAACUAAAUACAAAGCUGGCUGUCGUCGCUUCACGCCUGCUGACAAGUACCUGGAGGCUCUAAACCAGUCAAAUGUAGAGCUCAUUUCAACCCCGAUCAAGCUGGUGGAGGGAAAUGCUAUAGUCACCACCGAUAACAAACGGCGAACAUAUGACAUGAUCGUUUGCGGCACGGGCUUUGACCCAUACGCCCCGAGGUUUCCAAUUAAAGGUAGCGGAACAGCUGACUUGUCAGAGCUAUGGUCAACGGAUGGGGGCUACGAGAGUUACUUGGCAGCAACAGUCGCAGGCUUCCCCAACUUUUUCGUGUUUAACCCACCUAUCUGCCCUGUUAAUGGUUCGGCAUACCCUGGGAUCGAGCGUACGAGUGAUUACAUCAUCAGAGUUAUCGACAGGCUACAGAAGGAUUGUCUAAGGUCAGUCUGUGUUAAGAAAUCAGCCCAGGAUGCCUUUAACCGCUGGGUUCAAUCACGCAUGCCCGAGAUGGUAUGGUCGGAGCCAUGCUCAUCGUGGUAUAAGUCCAAGAAAAAGGUAAUUGUUCCAUGGCCAGGAACAAUACUUCACUACUACUCCGCGACUGAAAUAGUACGAUGGGAGGACUACGAUCUCAAGUUUGAGGAUGAUGACCAAAAGUUUGCAAGUUUUGGAAAUGGUAUUACAGUAGAAGGAUUCACUCCGAAAAGUAUACCUUGGCUUCGAUGCAAUUAA
Fusarium proliferatum ET1 is the source of this 753-nucleotide messenger RNA. Its product is annotated as monooxygenase family protein. Bases 1 to 753 code for a protein of 250 amino acids. NCBI's taxonomy places the organism in Eukaryota, Fungi, Ascomycota, Sordariomycetes, Hypocreales, Nectriaceae. The transcript is spliced from 3 exons. The record is from RefSeq and is a predicted model, not a curated record.